AGAAGCAGCAGCAGCAGCAACCAACUUUACAUAAAAGGCGUUGAACUCGCUUUGCUGCUAUGAUGGAGCUGGAGCCGCGCGUGGCGAUAUUGCAGGAUCUGCGCCUACAGACAUUCGAUUCCAUACGCUUCGCUUCCUAUCGCACCGCCUCCAAGCUGCGCUACAUACAAAAGUCCACGAAUUUGCAUUUGGUGGACAUAUGGAAUGUGAUUGAAGCGUUUCGUGAGAAUGGACUCAACACACUGGAGCCGCAGAGCGAGGUGAGCGUAGCGCGGCUCGAGACACUCGUCUCCUCGCUCUAUCACAAUCUGAACAAACGUUUGCCAACGGCGCAGCAAGUGCCCGUGGACUCCAAGGCAGGACUAUUGCUCAAUUGGCUGUUGGCUGCUUACACAAGUGACAACUCGGGCAAAAUACGCGUGUUUUCCAUUAAGGUGGCCCUGGCGACCAUGUGCUCCGGCAAGCUGGUGGAUAAGCUCAGAUAUAUAUUUUCACAGAUAUCGGAUGGUGCUGGCCAACUGGUGGCCUGGAAGCUGGGGGAGUUUUUGCGUGAGGUGCUGGCGCUGCCGGCGGCGGUAUAUGAGUCGCCAACAUUCCAUUAUAAGGAUGGGCUGGAGGAGGAGAUCUUUCCGGCGGAGAACAAGGUCACCGUGAACGAUUUCAUGGCAACACUUAUGUCCGAACCGGGACCAUCGUGUCUCGUUUGGCUGCCGCUGCUGCAUCGGCUGGCCACGGUUGAGACUAUUGUGCAUCCGACGAUCUGCUCUGUUUGCCACAAGGAAAACUUUACUGGAUUUCGUUAUCGUUGUCAGCGGUGUCACGCCUACCAGUUGUGCCAGGAGUGCUUCUGGCAUGGCAAGACAUCGCUGAACCACCAAAACGAUCACGAGGUCAAGGAGUACUCAAGCUAUAAGUCGCCCAGCAAACAGAUUGGUCACUCCUUGCGCAAGAGCUUCCGAUGCGUGCCCGAGAAGACGACGCAAGUGUUGCCACGAUUCCCGGACCAGCCCGAAAAGACUCUCAAUCUAUCGCACAUUGUGCCGCCAUCGCCGCUGCCCUCGCACAACGGCUUCUCCGAUCCGGCGCUGGGACAUCUGCACGGCCCUGGACCCGGCGGCAUGCCCGGCGGCAUCUUUGAUCGCUCCAGCACACUGGACUCUCGCGCCACCGGACGCAGUCUGGACACGACCAUGUCGCGCGUAGCCGCCGCCUCGGCCAACGAUGAGGAGCAUCGUCUGAUUGCUCGCUAUGCUGCGCGUCUGGCGCAGGAAAAUCGCGCUCCCUCCAACAUGCCCAAUGCGGAGAGCAUUACGCCCAUAGGCACGGACAAUUCGCGAGCGCAGCGCGAGCUUAUUGCACAGCUGGAGACCAAGAACAAGGAGAUUAUGCGUGAGAUAGCGCGACUGCGUCGUCAGCAGGAGACUGAGCAAAUGGCGCCGGAGAAUCCAGCGCUGAUCAAUGAGCUGCGCGCGCUGCGUCAGCGCAAGGGCGAACUCGAGGGUCAUUUGGGUGCGCUGCAGGACUCGCGGCGACAGUUGAUGGAACAGCUGGAGGGACUGAUGCGCAUGCUGAAGAACCAACAGACUUCCUCGCCACGCUCCACACCCAAUUCCAGUCCGCGCUCAGGCAAAUCACCACCCAUGCCAGGUGGCAAUCAAGCUGCCAAUGCCGCUGCCGCCGCCGCCGCUGCUGCUGGCGUGCCCAUGAGCGCUCUACAUGCCCAACAGCUGCAGCAGCUAUCGCAUCCCAUGCUGCGCUCCCAGCAGCAACAGCUGAUGCAGCAGCAACAAGGCGCCCAUGCGCCCUUCAGUCAAAACCAGCUGGAUCAGCUCAAUCAAAUCAGCAGCGAUAUGCGCAGCGCCUUUGCCGCCAAUGGCAGUGCAACCCCGCCGCCUAUGUGCAACAUUAAUACGACUGCCGAUGCGGAGCUAAAUGCCACUGCCGAUAACAUAACGUCGGCCAUUUCAACAAUGGUCAGCGAUCUGAACGCAGGAUCCAACAGAGACAACUUGCCAGCGGCACGUUUCAUUCUGCCAUUGGAGUUUCGUCACAUCGAGGGCGGUGAGUCCUCCGCCUCAGCUUCAGCCUCGUCUCCCGACUGCGAUUGCGAAUUCGAUUGCCAGGUGUUUGAGCAAAACUUUUGCCAUGCCGAGGAGUUUGAUUGCGAAGGUGCUGCCGCUUGUCCUCCACUCUCGCCCGUGCACUGCGACUACAAUUUUGGCCAGAGUGCUGAGCAAUCUCAGCUGAAUCGCAUACUGGGCUAUCGCUAUUAUCCUGAACUGUUUAUUGAUGAUGACCAGGCUGGUUUUCCGGCACUGCAUGAGAUCGAUUUCGACGAAAAUCAAUCAUAUAAUCCAGAGUGGAAUGAAAAGGCAAAUGCGAAUAGCCAAUGGCAGGAGCAGUUUGCACAAUGGAGUCUUAAUUCACAAAAUAACUAAAUAUCGGCGUAACGGCAAUGGAUAUAUAUAUAGCAUAUAGACAGCGAGCAGGCAGCUACAGUUACUGGAUGGACUCGCUUAGCUUUUUAAACUUAAUUCUUAUGUUGAUCUAGAGCAAUUUAUUUAUUGACUAUCUUAGCCCCUACCAUCUACUAUCUUAAACAAUUUAUAAUUUAUUUCUUUGGCGGGAAUAUUCUAGUACACACACACACAUACGUAUAUAAUAUAAUGUAUAACCUAUAAACAAAGUAAAAGACUAGCAUUUGAAGUCGCAAACUUUUGAAUCUCGUUGAAAUCGCUCGGCAAUUUAUACGUAUACAUUUUUAAUUUUUAAGCAUCACGAAACGUAAUUUGGCUAUACAAUUUUAUAAAUCGCUUUAUUGCAUGCUGAGGUCGUGCAACUAUUUAUUACAUAUUUAAA
Messenger RNA from Drosophila busckii, 2859 nucleotides. RefSeq names its product dystrobrevin beta. The transcript is spliced from 10 exons. Gene Ontology annotation, biological process: synaptic signaling. NCBI's taxonomy places the organism in Eukaryota, Metazoa, Arthropoda, Insecta, Diptera, Drosophilidae. Gene Ontology annotation, cellular component: plasma membrane; synapse. The coding region runs from base 60 to 2438 and encodes 792 amino acids. The record is from RefSeq and is a predicted model, not a curated record. Gene Ontology annotation, molecular function: zinc ion binding.